AUGUCUGGUAUAUGGAUUAUUAAGUGUGGAAAAGAGGAGGAAUACAAUUUUGUGUGGACAAGAAAGCUAUGGUUACAUUGUGAUAAUCCCGUAUAUGUCGGCUGGUACGAUAUCGAUAUAUGGCGUCCGCAUUCCGUAUAA
Messenger RNA from Sclerotinia sclerotiorum 1980 UF-70, 141 nucleotides. RefSeq lists its product with no specific name. The record is from RefSeq and is a predicted model, not a curated record. The transcript is spliced from 3 exons. NCBI's taxonomy places the organism in Eukaryota, Fungi, Ascomycota, Leotiomycetes, Helotiales, Sclerotiniaceae. The coding region runs from base 1 to 141 and encodes 46 amino acids.